This is a messenger RNA of Urocitellus parryii (Arctic ground squirrel), 1338 nucleotides long. It is a transcript of the gene Nkx1-1, whose product is annotated as NK1 homeobox 1. Lineage: Eukaryota; Metazoa; Chordata; Mammalia; Rodentia; Sciuridae. Gene Ontology annotation, molecular function: RNA polymerase II cis-regulatory region sequence-specific DNA binding; DNA-binding transcription factor activity, RNA polymerase II-specific. Gene Ontology annotation, biological process: regulation of transcription by RNA polymerase II; cell differentiation. Gene Ontology annotation, cellular component: nucleus. The record is from RefSeq and is a predicted model, not a curated record.
AUGAGUGCCAGCGGCACGGCCGCUCCUGGGGACGUCCCCGCGCUGCCGCUGCCGCCGCCGCCGCCGCCCGGGCCCGGCCCGGGGCCCGUACCGCCCGUUCCCGCCGCAGCUUCCCGGGACGCUAUGGACGGGCGCGCCGAGCUGCCAGCUUUUCCCCGGGCCGGUGCCCCUCCGCUCGCGGCCAGUGACACUGUGCCCGCGGGGCCCGAGGCUGCUGGAGCGGCCCGGCCCGCCGCGCCCCCACGCCCCACCUCCUUCUCAGUGCUGGACAUCCUGGACCCCAACAAGUUCAACAGCAAGAGACGCCGCUGCCUGCUGCUGGGCCCCGUAGCACCCGCGGCGUGCGCCCCGUGCGCCUCGGCCCCGUGCGCCCCGGCCCCCGCCGCCUCCGGACGCCCUCAGCGCACCGAGGAGCUGGAGCGCCAAGCCCUGGCUGCCGCCGGGGGAGUCGGAGCUGCCACCGGAGCUGAGCCGCCCAGUGCCGGCGACCCCUACAAAGCGGACGAGGCGGAGGCCAACGGCUACAGCAGCGGCGGCGGCGGCCACAGCCCGAGCGCGGACAGCGGGGACGAGGCGCCUGACGACGAGGACGAUGAGGAGCCGGAGGCGCAGGCGGCGCGCGCCGCCGAGGAGGCGCGGGGAGGCGGCGGCCUCGGGGCCCGCGGGUCGGGCUGCCCAGGAGCGGUCGAGGCGCAGGUGCCCCCCAGCGCAGUCGACGAGGCCGCAGCCCCCGGGCCCCGCGGAAACUCGCCGGGAGCCUCGGGCCCGCCGGGAACCGCGGCGGCGGCGGGGGUCACUGGGACCACUCCGCAGGGCGCGGCGGUGGCGACCAAGCCCAAGCGGAAGCGCACGGGCUCCGACUCCAAGUCGGGGAAACCGCGGCGCGCGCGUACCGCCUUCACCUACGAGCAGCUUGUGGCGCUGGAGAACAAGUUCAAGGCGACGCGCUACCUGUCCGUGUGCGAGCGCCUCAACCUGGCGUUGUCCCUCAGCCUCACCGAGACGCAGGUGAAGAUCUGGUUCCAGAACCGGCGAACCAAGUGGAAGAAGCAAAACCCGGGCGCCGACACUAGCGCGCCGACCGGCGGCGGCGGGGGCCCGGGACCCGGCGCCGGGCCGGGCGCGGGGCUUCCUGGCGGCCUCAGCCCGCUCAGCCCCUCGCCGCCUAUGGGCGCACCGCUCGCCAUGCACGGCCCCGCCGGGUACCCCGCGCACGGCCCCGGCGGGCUGGUGUGCGCCGCGCAGCUGCCCUUCCUGUCGAGCCCGGCGGUGCUCUCGCCCUUCGUGCUGGGCUCGCAGACCUACGGCGCGCCCGCCUUCUACGCGCCGCACCUCUGA